UCCCUAAUUGCUUUCCAUAAUUAGUGAAUACAAUAAUAUCCUAAAAUAAUUCUUAAAACACUUGCUCAUACAACAAAUCAUCACCAAUACGAGAAGUAUAAAUUCCACAAAGUUCUUCAUAGACUUAUAAAAAUCACCCACAUUUUCAUUUUUUUUUUUUUUGAUAGGCAAACAAUUUUUAUCCCCUGAUAUAUUUCGCAAAAAUAAAAAAAUAAAACACUUGGUGAGCAAGUAAUUUUUUUUUUUUUUUUAAUGAAAAAUUCAUGAUCAUAAUCCUUCCUUAAACCUCUCUCACCUCCAAAAACCCCCAAACUUUUAAAAUUCUCAAUUUCUCAACAUACUAACACCCCCUAAAAAAAAACCCAAUUUAAAAAUUCCAACUUUCAAUCAUAAAUUGAUAAAUACACCAAAAACAACACAAACCCAUAAAAUUAACCAAUCUUUUUUUGAAAAAAAAAAUUGUCAAUUUUCUCAAAUUUUUUGAAACUUCCAUAUACACCACCGCCAUAAAACAACUUAGAGAGAAAAAAAAAAACAAAAAGUAGAGAGAGAACCAAAAUGGAGGCAUGUAUGAUUGAGUGUACAAGGAAGUUAGCAAUUUGGUACACCAGAACAUUCAAGCCAAUUAUGACCCACGAAGAAUUAGAGCCCAUAAUGGCGACAUUGGGCUUUACGGCCCAACCGGAAACACCAGCCGUGAACGGCGUCGCUUGGAAGGAGUAUCUGUACGUUGCUAGUGGUUAUCGGAGUUUAUCGCCGGAUUCUCCGUUACCGAAGCCGAAACUUCCGUGUCAAUUAAUUAACGGUCGUCGUAGAAUUGACGGUUUACAUAUUUACACGUAUCGUGCUUUCAUUGACGCCGUCAAUUUUUACCUUGAGAUGGAAUUUAUCUCCGAUGUUUUUCAUGUCAGGGGAAUGCCGCUUCAAGCAAUGUUUGAUCGGAACAAGAAAUUUCGUAGAAUGGAUGAAAACGGAAGUGUGUUUGUUUACAAAGGAGGAACCCUGGAUCAAGCUUCAUUCAACCAAUACCACAAGAACAAUAAUGUUGAUAGUAGCAACGACGAGCAUAGCUCGAUCAUCAUUCGAAACAAGGGCAACGACAUCUCUAUUGGCAAACUCGUUCCCCUGAAGGAUAUUAUCGUUUUCAUGGGUUUUGUUCCAUAAAGAAAUUGUAACUGAAAUAUAUUUUGCAAAGGAAAUUGUCAUCCUUUCUGGUACAUUUUGUGAUGUAUAGAUUAGUAGAUGUAGGAGUUCGUUAGUUCAGGAAAUUCUUUGGAUAGUUAUUUGUAGCUUACUAUACAUGAAUUGAUGUAUGUUUAUUCUAUUGAAGGUAAAUAGAAUAUGGAAAAUGAAGUUUUGUUGAUGCCUUGGGCGGGCCAAUA
Chenopodium quinoa (quinoa) is the source of this 1382-nucleotide messenger RNA. RefSeq lists its product as uncharacterized. The coding region runs from base 559 to 1164 and encodes 201 amino acids. The record is from RefSeq and is a predicted model, not a curated record. The transcript is spliced from 2 exons. NCBI's taxonomy places the organism in Eukaryota, Viridiplantae, Streptophyta, Magnoliopsida, Caryophyllales, Amaranthaceae.